This is a messenger RNA of Ogataea polymorpha, 1520 nucleotides long. RefSeq lists its product as uncharacterized. The record is from RefSeq and is a predicted model, not a curated record. The coding region runs from base 8 to 520 and encodes 170 amino acids. Lineage: Eukaryota; Fungi; Ascomycota; Pichiomycetes; Pichiales; Pichiaceae. The transcript has a single exon.
GGACUUGAUGCCGUUGACAGAGAAACAACGAUGGAUUCUUGGGGGAACCUUGGUUUUUGGUGCACUUGCGGUGUACGUCCAAUCAUCCAAAAACCCGCUGGUGAAACCGAAGCCUGUGAUUUGGCCUCCUCAGUCGGCCACAAAAAAUAGGAUUCUCCUUCCUGUGAGAAAUAGGUCUGAACUACAGCCAAUAGUGGCCUUGCACUCUCCUUUGCUGAUGAAUUUUGUCUUCAGGGGGGAUACCGCGUCGAACAAGCAGACAGGGGCUCUGCAGAGAAUUUUGGCCUACGACAUCGACGACAGCAAGCUUGUCAGUAUGGUUGAUGUGGAGUGCGACGAGCCGGGAAACAAGGGCCUGCUACUUGACUACCAGGUUACCAAAAUUCCGUCCAUCGUGUGCUUGAGAAACCAGAUUGCCCAAGGAACAUUUGUGGACGAGAAGCUUAUCGAAAAUCCCGAAGGGGAGGUGGAUUACGAGAGACUUAAGAAAUGGGUCGAAUCGCAAGCUGCUGAAAAAUAAUUAUUGCCGAUCCCAAACCUGAAUGACUUGGUCGUAGAAACUACACGUCACCAUGUUGCCUGCAGUCCAGUCACCUCCGUACACCAUGGAAUCGUGAUCCUCCUUGAACUCCUGCUCGACAAUGAUCGUGCCGUCAGCGGACUUGAGCAUUCUGCAACCGGCAUACAUGGCGCAACACAGAACGCGGCCGUCAUUGUGGGGCCCGGGAAUUAGCCUCCACACGCCUCCGCCAAGGUCUUUUCGUAGUAAGACUCUUGGCGGGACCCCGGGAAUCAGAUCACUGGGUGGACUGACGCGCAAAUCGAGCAAGUUUAGAUGGUCGUCGUAGCUCCCUGUCCAUAUGGUGUAAGGAUGUGCACUGUUCCAAGAUGGUGUGGCAGUCAGCACUGAGACAAUUCCUGCGUCAUGUAAGCGGUCUGUUUUCCAGACGGGGAAGUCUGCCAUUCUGUUGUCAUGUGCGAUCAGGUUUCUAUCGUCUCCCCCUGAAAAUAUAACGUCUUGCAAGCCGUCAAAACAGCCAAACGUGGAAAACCAGCAUUCUAGGUCAUGAGUCGUGUCGAAGUUCCUUUGGUUUAUUUUCUCGCCCAGUGUGACAACAGAACAAACUCCUGUUGUGGUGCUCAGUGUGAGCACGUUUGGUCUUGUUGGAUGAAAGUUGGCUGCGGUUAUUAGCGUAGUUUCUUCAUAUGCCUGAUAAUUUAAGGUCUCUCUCAAAUGCAGAUGAUCGUCUGUUAAUUUCCAUAUUUUCAGGUUUCCUGUUGAGUGGACACUAAUCAGCCGCGAUUCGUCAAAGGGGUCGAACUUGAGGUCCAGGAUCGCCGAUCCUGCUGCGAUCUCGUUUACCUUCUGCAGCGUUUGCGUGCAUUUCCAUAUUUCGAUUGUUCCGUACCUUUGGUUAUCUUUCACAAGCUUGUAUGUACCGAUAUAGAAGGCCGUUGGGUCUGACGGGUGAAUGCGGAGCGCACAGGGAGGCAACGAGGCCUUAUCAACGAGACGACGU